Chanos chanos (milkfish) is the source of this 1326-nucleotide messenger RNA. It is a transcript of the gene ier2b, whose product is annotated as immediate early response 2b. Lineage: Eukaryota; Metazoa; Chordata; Actinopteri; Gonorynchiformes; Chanidae. Bases 110 to 649 code for a protein of 179 amino acids. The transcript has a single exon. The record is from RefSeq and is a predicted model, not a curated record.
UGAAAACUCUUCUCAAAAAGUAAGACUAAAUUUAAACAAAGCGGCACUCUUAAUAAAGCCGUCAAUUCGUUCCUGUAGAACUUCUUGUAGCCUUUUAACCAAAACAACAAUGGACAUGGAUGUCGAGGCUAAACGGAUCAUGGCUCUAUCCAUAACUAAGCUGUACUCAUCUCGGACUCAGCGCGGUGGUUUAAGGCUCCACCGAAGCCUGUUACUGUCGAUGGUCAUGAGGUCUGCCCGGGAUAUCUACCAUUCAGCCCGCUUACAGAGUGAGGAGCAGACUGUUCCAUGUGUCCAAGAACUGGCAACAGAGGAACCCAUGGACACAAGCAAAGACCAAGGCGAGGUUAUCGACACUACCCCGACGACAGCUUCUGAUAUCCCGACAGUAGAGUGCGGUGAUAAGGAGGUAGAGGAGGACGACAAAGAGAAUAACUGCCUUGAGAAAUCUGACCGACAGUCCAGGAAACGCCGUGGCAAGACUGCCGUUGAGCCCGACUUCCUGCCAUUGAAGAAGGCGAGAAUGGAGACCGAGGAGGAGAAACAUGUAACACAAGGCGCAGUUCUCAGGACUAACAAUGGGAACAGCUGUCGCCCAGUUGAUACUUUGACCCCGCUGCCCAUAAACUGUGCCGUCGGUGCCUGUUGAAUCUGAAGCAGCAGUGACGGUAUGGGUGAUUAAACGUCCCUAAUUGGGGAAUUCUUUCGAACACGAACAGGUCAGGAAGUGACCAAGUUUGUGAACCCUGGAGCAGGGCGAGAUGUUCCACUGCCAGGGUCAGGCCACUUCAGCUGAGGAAGCUGGCAGAUGAAGCAGAGAUCAGAGACCCUGACAGUAGAGAACAGCGAUGGACACUGUGUUCCGGAGAACAGAAGGAGCACAAUCAGGUCGCAGCGCAGACAGUAACGCUGCGUAAGUGUAUCGAAACGUGAGUCAGAACGGUGACUGAUGACUCUUUAACCGAGCAACCAAGCUGGAAGCUACUCAAAUGAUGUGGGAGUUAGUUGUGAACUCUAUGUGUAAAUUACCUCACACAGCCUACACUACAAAAUCACGUAUUUUCUCAAGUGCAAUUCGACGGAUAACCCGCGGUGGGGUGGAGAUGGAACAAGUUGUGCUCAUCCACUACAAUCUUGUACUGAAAGACUCUUUGGUGAAAAUAUAACUGAUGAGAACUGCACGAUCAAAUAUUGUCAACUUAUUGUCUGCAUAGACAAACAGUAUUGCAAAUGUUCCGAUCAACUUGUAUUUUCUUGAUGUUAAACAUGGACUAAUGACUUACAUGUUAUGCUGCUUGUCCUACAAUGGUGCGUCAACUCUGUUGA